AUGGCCGACCAGCGCGUGACGGUCGAGUCGCUCCCCGAGCUGCUCAAGGACGAUGUCGCCGUCAAGGUGGCGGGCAUCGACGUGGACGGGAUGCUGCGCGGCAAGCUGAUGGCCAAGAGCAAGUUCCUGUCCAUCGCCCAGGACGGCUUCGGCUUCUGCAGCGUCGUCUUCGGGUGGGACAUGCACGACCAGACGUACUUCCGCGAGCUCGGCGUGUCCAACAAGGAGAAUGGCUACCGCGACCUGGUGGCCGUGCCGGACCUGGCCUCGUUCCGCCGCAUCCCCUGGGAGAAGAACGUGCCCUUCUUCCUCGUCUCGUUCCACGACCCGGACACGCACGAGUCGCUGUACGCGUGCCCGCGCAGUCUGCUGCGGCGCGCCGUCGACAAGCUCCGCGACAACGGCUACGGGGCCAUGGCCGGCGCCGAGUACGAGUUCUACCAGUUCCGCGCGCCGCAGACACACGCCGGCCCGGAAAGGAACUCGAGCGGCACCGCGACGUUCCUGCGCGAGAACCCCGUCAACGCGCUGCCCAGCCUGACAGAGGGCAUGUUCGGCUACAGCAUCACGCGGACGGUCCACAACCAGGACUACUUCUACGGCAUCUUCGACGCCUGCGAGAAGUUCAACUGCGGCAUCGAGGGCUGGCACACCGAGUCCGGCCCGGGUGUGUUCGAAGCCGCGCUCCAGUUUGGCGAGAUCAGCGCCAUGGCCGACAAAGCGUCGCUCUUCAAGCUCGUGGUCAAGUCGCUCGGCUCGCAGUACGGCAUCACGCCGUGCUUCAUGGCGAAGCCGCGCGAGGGCCUGCCCGGGAACAGCGGCCACAUGCACGUCUCCAUUGUCGACGAGGCUGGCAAGAACCUGUUUGCGCGGGAGACGGAGGACACAGACGCCCCGUACUCGGACAUAGGGUUCCUGAGCGACCUGGGCCGCCACUUCCUCGCCGGCCUGAUUGACGGCCUGCCGUCGAUUAUGCCCAUACUCGCACCCAACGUCAACAGCUACAAGCGGCUCGUGGAGAACUUCUGGGCGCCCGUGACGGUCUCGUGGGGCCUCGAGCACCGCGCCGCGUCGAUCCGGCUCAUCGCGCCGCCGACGGCCAGCGCAAAGGCGACGCGCUUCGAGGUGCGCGUGCCCGGGGCAGACACCAACCCACACCUGGUGCUGGCGGCGAUCCUGGCGCUCGGGUGGCGCGGGAUCGAGAAGAAGCUGCAGAUAUCGAUUCCGCCGCUGGGCAAGGGCGAGGACGUGGGCGGGGCGGCGGACAAGGGCGAGAGGCUGGCCAAGAGCCUCAAGGAGGCGACGGACAAGUUCAUGGCGGCCGACAGCGUGGCGCGCGAGGUGUUUGGCGACGCGUUUGUGGAGCACUUUGGCGGGACGCGACAGCACGAGAUCCGGCUGUGGGACGAGGCGGUGACGGACUGGGAGGUGAGGCGGUACAUUGAGACGGUGUAG
Didymella exigua CBS 183.55 is the source of this 1455-nucleotide messenger RNA. RefSeq names its product glutamine synthetase/guanido kinase. The coding region runs from base 1 to 1455 and encodes 484 amino acids. NCBI's taxonomy places the organism in Eukaryota, Fungi, Ascomycota, Dothideomycetes, Pleosporales, Didymellaceae. Gene Ontology annotation, molecular function: glutamine synthetase activity. The transcript has 2 exons. The record is from RefSeq and is a predicted model, not a curated record.